Messenger RNA from Magnolia sinica, 2445 nucleotides. Its product is annotated as G-type lectin S-receptor-like serine/threonine-protein kinase At2g19130. Lineage: Eukaryota; Viridiplantae; Streptophyta; Magnoliopsida; Magnoliales; Magnoliaceae. The record is from RefSeq and is a predicted model, not a curated record. Bases 1 to 2445 code for a protein of 814 amino acids. Gene Ontology annotation, biological process: recognition of pollen; protein phosphorylation. The transcript has a single exon. Gene Ontology annotation, molecular function: ATP binding; protein serine/threonine kinase activity.
AUGGAUAACAGAAGAAGCAUGCCAUUUCUCUCUUUCCUCCUCUUCUUGAUCUUCUCUCUCAAGGCCGACCUCUCCUAUGGUUCAGAUUCCAUCACCUCAACUCAACAUCUUAGUUGGCCCCAUAACUUAACCUCCCAAGGUGGGACAUUUGAACUCGGUUUCUUCACACCAGGCAAAUCCCAAAAAUACUACAUAGGCAUCUGGUACAAACAACUCCCAGAACAAACAGUUGUCUGGGUAGCCAACAGAGAAGCACCCGUCUCAGACCCCUUCAAUUCAAUCCUAAAAAUCACAGAAGACGGCAAUCUAAUCCUCCUCAGCCCCUCAAAUUUGCUAAUCUGGUCCACCUAUAUAACAUCCAAGACGUUGAAUUCAACGGUUGCAGUCCUUCUAGACACUGGAAAUCUUGUUCUAAGAGAUUGGUCCGAUCCGUCUGUCGUGCACUGGCAGAGCUUUGGUCACCCAACCCAUACAUUGCUGCCUGGAGGGUGGUUUGGAUUGAACAAGGUUACAGGUGAAAGCCAACGUCUUACUUCGUGGAAGAACUCUGAAGAUCCAGCCCCUGGACCAUUCUCUCUCUCCAUAGACCCCGGCCGGAUCACUCAGUAUUAUGUCAAGUUGAAUGGGGAGAAAUUGCAAUUAUCCUCCCAAAUGGAAUCAAAUUAUUUACACGAUUUCAGCUUCAACGAAAGCGAACGGGAGGAGUACAUCACUUACUCGGUGAAAAAUGCUUCCACCCUUUCAAGAGUCGUGUUGAAUCUUACAGGACAGAUCAAGCAUCUUUCAUGGCGGAAAGACUACCAAGAAUGGGAUAUGUUCUGGUCGCUGCCGGUAUCUCAAUGCCGGGUUUAUAAUCUUUGUGGGACCUUCGGUAGCUGCAAUGAGAACAGCAUGUCCUGUACGUGCUUGCCUGGCUUCGAGCCGAAGUGUCUGAAGGAUUGGAAUUUGGGGAGUUGGUCCGACGGAUGCAUGCGGAAAACCAAUUUGGGAUGUGGGAAGUUUGAGUCGUUUGAUGGUGGGAAAGACAGUGAGAAAGAUGGGUUUUGGGCUUUGUCUGACAUGAAUCUUACUGACGGAAGGAGAUCGUUGGCAGCUGGGAGCAUCCAAGAUUGCGAAUUAGCUUGCUUGAAUGACUGUUCUUGCACUGCUUAUGCAUUCAAGAGCGGGUGUUUGAUAUGGAAUGGAGAUUUGGUGAAUCUCCAGCAGUUACCUGCUGGAAAUGUUGAAGGUAUGACUCUUCAUGUCCGUCUUGCAAGCUCCGAACUGAAGAUUUCAAACAGUCGGAAGGGGGCAAUUACACGGACUGUUGUAGUCGCAGUUGCGGUGGCUGUUUUUCUAUUGGGUAUUGUUCUGUUGUUUAUAUGGAGGCGCCAGCGGCAACAGGAUAUAGUACAUCCAGAUGCAGUUCAAGGCUCUUUGAUCUGGUUUAGUUACCAAAGUCUACAGAUUGCAACAAAGAAUUUCUCAGAGAAAUUGGGCGGCGGAGGUUUCGGUUCUGUUUUCAAAGGGACUCUGUCUGAUCUAACGACGGUGGCAGUGAAGAAGCUUGAAGGGCUUCAACAAGGAGAGAAGGAGUUCCGGACAGAGGUGAGUACGGUCGGAAUGAUCCAGCACGUUAAUCUCAUCCGCCUUCGUGGGUUUUGCUCGAAAAUGGCUAAAAGGCUGCUCGUAUAUGAUUACAUGCCGAAUGGGUCUUUGGAUUCUCAUCUGUUUGGUAAGAAUUCCAACGUCCUCGAUUGGCCAACGAGGUACAAGAUAGCAAUUGGGACGGCAAGAGGAAUAGCUUAUCUUCACGAGAAAUGCCGAAACUGUAUUAUACAUUGUGAUAUUAAGCCAGAAAACAUACUUCUGGAUUGUGAGUUCUGUCCGAAGGUGGCAGAUUUUGGCCUUGCGAAGCUUUUCGGGCGGGAAUUCAGUCGGGUUUUAACAACGAUGAGAGGAACAAGAGGCUAUCUUGCACCUGAAUGGAUUUCAGGUCUGGCAAUCACACCGAAAGCCGAUGUCUACAGCUAUGGGAUGAUGGUUUUUGAGAUCAUAUCAGGGAGGAGGAAUACCGAGCAGCUGGCAGUUGGGGAAACAGUGUUUUUCCCGAUUUGGGCUGUGGGUAAAAUCAUGAAAGGUGAAAUCCAUUGCUUGUUGGAUUACAGAUUGGAGGGAAAUGCGAAUAUGGAAGAGCUCAGUCGAGCCUGCAGAGUCGCAGGCUGGUGCAUUCAGGACAACGAGAGCGACAGGCCGUCGAUGGGGCAGAUUAUUCAAAUGUUGGAGGGUGUUUUAGAGGUGAACGUGCCACCCGUGCCGAGAUCACUUCAGAUUCUUACAGAAAAUGAGUCUUCGUCGUCUCAAGCGUGGAGCAUUGCUUCAACGAAUACGCGGUCCGAAAGCAUGUCGUCAGGAAGAUACAAGGAAACGGAUCAGCUAGGGAGCCAGCCACUAGCCAAUGGCUAG